Molecule: messenger RNA, 558 nt
Organism: Ipomoea nil (Japanese morning glory)
Lineage: Eukaryota; Viridiplantae; Streptophyta; Magnoliopsida; Solanales; Convolvulaceae
Exons: 1
Coding region: 1-558 (185 amino acids)
Source: RefSeq, a predicted model, not a curated record
AUGGAUGUAAGAGACAUCACUGCAUCGACUGCGGGAAUGAGCCUGGAUGACGAGGAACUGGGCGUACGGUUUGAGGACGAAGGAUAUACGAUUGCGGUUCCACAACAAGAACGUCACACAUGGACGUUAGUCGGUAGAUUCCUAACUGACCGAAUUCUGAAGGUGGAGGUGAUGAAACGGGUUAUGGCCUCGGCAUGGCGGCCAUUGAUGGGAAUUGAGAUUACGGAUGUUAGUCCGAACUUAUAUCUCUUUACAUUCUUUGACGAGACGGACAUGCGUCGGGUGUUGGAGGAAGGUCCUUGGGCGUUUGAAAACGCAACGUUUCUUUGCCAGGUGCUGAAUAAUGGGGAAGAUCCGACGCAGGUAAUACUCAACACGGUGGAUUUCUGGCUGCAGGUUUAUGAUAUUCCAUUGGGAUACCGAACUGUAAAAGUGCUGGAGCGGAUCGGGGAUUUUGCGGGAUUGUUUUUACGUUGUGAUGAACGUAAUUUUGAAAGGCCGUGGACUUCAUUCUAUCGAGUACGUAUAACACAUGAUGUUUCGGUCCCGUUGAAAUGA